UUGAUCCCUCUGUUUGUGAUCAUUGGAUCCGGAGGUGUUGGCGCAGCCCUGUAUCUCAUGCGUUUGGCAGUGUUCAACCCUGAUGUCUGUUGGGAUAAGAAAAAUAAUCCAGAACCUUGGAACAAACUGGCUCCCAGUGACCAGUACAAGUUCUAUUCGGUUAAUGUAGACUACAGUAGGCUGAAAAAGGACCGUCCUGACUUCUGAACAACAAACUCAUCUCUGUAAGCUGCACAGAAAGGUCUUCCGGAAGCCGUCCGCACAAUUGUCAUGCUUAAUUAUCCAGGAAAUAAUCAAACUUGCCUCAUGCUGCACUCGGUCAUGUGUUUGAAAGUAUUUUGAUGAGGCUUAAUAAAUGUCGGAAAC
Phaethon lepturus (White-tailed tropicbird) is the source of this 366-nucleotide messenger RNA. RefSeq names its product NDUFA4, mitochondrial complex associated (gene COXFA4). The transcript is spliced from 3 exons. The annotation marks the transcript as partial. NCBI's taxonomy places the organism in Eukaryota, Metazoa, Chordata, Aves, Phaethontiformes, Phaethontidae. The record is from RefSeq and is a predicted model, not a curated record.